Messenger RNA from Pectinophora gossypiella (pink bollworm), 4868 nucleotides. It is a transcript of the gene PIG-B, whose product is annotated as GPI mannosyltransferase 3. The record is from RefSeq and is a predicted model, not a curated record. Gene Ontology annotation, cellular component: endoplasmic reticulum membrane. Gene Ontology annotation, biological process: GPI anchor biosynthetic process. The coding region runs from base 153 to 1670 and encodes 505 amino acids. Gene Ontology annotation, molecular function: alpha-1,2-mannosyltransferase activity. The transcript has 10 exons. Lineage: Eukaryota; Metazoa; Arthropoda; Insecta; Lepidoptera; Gelechiidae.
AAUAUCGUGUUUUUGUUUAUUUUCUUCCAAACAAAUGGUCGAAAACGUAUAAAAAACAUCAUUUGAAUAUUAUAACAUUACAACGUAGUAUUAAAGUGGAGUGUUUCAUUCAUUUUCAGCGGUAAAUAAAGGGACGCGCGGGAGAAGUGGGAAUGGCAUUGGCAAAGGGCCUGAGGGCCACACAGGUGGUAGCGGCGAUCCUGUUUGUGAGGAUACUGUCGGUGUUCCUGGUGCAGACGUGGUACGUGCCAGAUGAGUACUGGCAGACCCUGGAAGUGGCCCAUAAGCACGCUUUUGGCUAUGGAGCCUUAACAUGGGAAUGGCAGAAGGGCAUCAGAAGUUACCUCUGCCCUAGCAUCGUCGCUGCUGUGUACUACAUCCUCAAAUUGACUGGUUUGGACUACCCAGAGGCCUUGAUCUUUUUGCCUCGCAUCCUACAAGCUGUAUUAAGUACAGCUGCAGACUAUAGCUUCUACAAAUGGACUGGUGGACGAAAAUGGGCAUUAUUCCUCAUCAUUACAUCCUGGUUCUGGUUCUACACGUCAGGGAGAACCAUCCUUCAGACCACAGAGACAGCUCUCGUUGUUUUGGCAUUGUCAGUCUUCCCGUUCAAGAGUGGCAGGCUUGGUUACUAUGAGAAAGAAAACAACACAUGGCUAUGGCUGGCGUGCGUAUGCGUGUGGGUGCGGGCGUCAUCGGCGCCGCUGUGGGCCGUGCUGGCGGCCUACAACUUCUUCACUACCAACCAGGGACGCCUGCGACUGCUCACGCGCACGUACCUGCCUAUUGGUUUGGUGUGUGGUGGAACUUUGGUAGCUCUGGACUCGUACUUCCACGGCAGUCUCAUUGUUACUCCGUGGGAAUUCUUCCGGUUCAAUGUACUCAACGACAUUGCCUCCUUCUAUGGACAACACCCAUGGCACUGGUACUUGACCCAAGGAUUACCAGCUGUUCUGGGCAUCAACAUCCUACCAGUACUGUGGGGUAUCGUGUCAGUGCUCCGACGCCCCAAGGAAAAUAAGACCGGAGUGCUACUGCUUGCCGCCGCUGCGGUGCAUGUCGCGCUUUACAGCUUCAUCCCGCACAAGGAAUUCCGCUUCGUCCUGCCUCUUCUACCGAUCUUCCUGUACCUCGCCCAAGACGUCAUCGUGCCGUGGAGCAGAAAAGCUAAGAAAUGGCAGCUGUAUCUCCUCACGGGUAUAAUCCUCGUCGGCAACGCAGUACCAGCUUUAUACUUCGGGCUGAUCCACCAGGCAGGCGCUCUGAAGGUGAUGCCGCUGCUGCGAGACCAGCUCGACUCCAACCAGUCCUCCGUGCUGUUCCUCAUGCCCUGCCACUCUACGCCGCUGUACAGCCACCUGCACAAGAACGUAACGACUCGCUACCUGAACUGCGACCCUCCACUCCACAAGACCGGCGAGACUCACGAGUCGGAGGCAUUCUUCAACAACCCGCAGCGCUGGUGGCGCCAGGAGUACAGCACCAAGCAGACCCCUACCCUGGUCGUCAUGUUCGACCUGCUCAAAGGACGUGUUGAAAAUGUGCUAUCUGGGUACAAGCAGAUAUAUGAAGUGCCGCAUACGCAGUUCCCUGAAGGCGAAGUAGGCGAGAAGAUCGUGGUGUUCAAGAAGGUUGACAGCCAGAGGAAACCGGCAGACGAGGCCGUGUAACGCACAUAUUGUUAGUAUAACAUUACUUUCAUACACUUUUCACUCCCAUUUGUGGGAACAGACUCUCUUUCUCUACUGGAAAAGGUAUUUUAACAGCGAUUGAAGCUUCAAAUUGUACUUUAAUAAGUUGUAUAAAGAUAUCAAAAUUAAUAAUUACUUAUAACUUUUGUUGGUCAAUUUGUUUAACUAUGCAACUUUAGAUGUUUCAGUUCACCGACUGAAUUGCGACUUAAACAUUUUAGCUUUAUUGGCUUAACUUACGAUGUUGGUAGAAUCAUCAAUUGUAUAUGGAAUAAUAAAGAUUAAAUAUUUUGUAAAAAGAACACAUUUUGAGGCUUCAAUUGCAAACAGAAACUGACAACUAAAUUGCAUUUUAAUUCUUGACUGCAUACGGCGCUCUUGAAAGCGCAGUUAGUUUCAUAAUGAUCGAGUUAUAAGUAAACAUUGUGUUCCGAAGAUAAAUUACAUUGUAAUGUAGAUAUUUAUACUUAGUACUAGAAUCAGACUAUUUUUGCAAUAUUUUUUCAUAAUGACUGUCUCGAAAUGUUAGCGUUGUGAACGUCGGUUUAAGGCUUAAAAGGUGGUGCAUAAAGAACAAAGCUUAUAUUUUUCAAAUCAGAGGUCUUCAUUCCGGUAUGAAUACUAAUCGAAAUUACUAAAGGAAUAUUUCAUUUUUUUCCUACAAGUAAACAAAGUUUGUUAACAAACACAACACAAAACAAACAAAUCAAAAGAGUUUUUUUUUAUAACAGUCAUGGCGAGCACUUUCUCAUGAUACUGAAAAAUUUACUCACGUAAAAGGCAAUAACGUAGUAUAACAGCGCAGCGCUUCGAGCCCACGCGAUUAGCGAGAUAUACUACACUUUACGUGUAUGGCAAUAGAGCUAUUUUUGCAGUGUUAUCAGAAGGCUUGUUUCGCCGAUGCUCUUGAUCUGCGCUGCCCCCAACAAGUAAAUGAUUUUGUUAGUUUAUGUAUUACAGUUAAGAGAAAAUGACACUUAUGCACCAUCUUUUUCGUCCUAUAAUGUAAUGAAUUGGAUAUUUUCGUAUAUAUUGUGUAUGUGUGUGUAUAGAUUCAGUUUAUCUUUGACACUACAGUUCAUUGAAUCCAUGACUGCAUCUGGGAGUACAAAUAUCUGUCUAUUUCUAUACUCGUUACUCGUAAAUGUUCACUUGCCAAAGUUAGGAAAUCAUUUUGUAACUAACAAAAAAUAUUUUUGUACGUAAUAUUGUAAUAGUCUCUUCGUUCCGCGAUAUCAUAGUUCUUCUUUUGUUGUGAAGUAAAUAAUGGUUGAUAAUGAAAGAAUUUUAAUGGAUUUCGAACGUUUUUCAAAGUUGUAUAUUUUUAUUAGCAUUGGAUUGUAAUUCGUAUUAUUACUCAUAAUACAAAGUGACGUAAAAGGUGUUAGCGAUAGACGUCUCAUCAUCAUCAGCCCAGUAACGUCCCCACUGCAGGGGCACGGGCCUUCCCUAUGGAUGGAUAAGGCCUUAAACCACCACGUGGGCUCAGUGCGGAUUGAUGGUUAUUAACGACUGCUAAUGCAGCCGGGACCAACGGCUUAACGUGCCUUCCGAAGCACGGAGGAGCUCGAGAUGAAAACUUUUUUUUUUGUGGUCACCCAUCCUAUGACCGGCCUUUGCGAAAUUUGCUUAACUUCAACAAUCGCAGACCGAGCGCGUUUAGAGCUGCGCCAACGAGCUCCUCAUUACAGAGAGAUAGACGUCUAGUACACCUUUAAUCGCCUAGAAAGUAAGAAAAGUUCGAAAGAAAAAAGGUUGAAAGAAAGCUUUGUAAAGUAAAUUAACAUUAAAAUUAUUUCAUUUCGUGUUGGGGGUGUGUAUAGAGACUUAUACCACCGAUAGUAGGUCUGAAUGAAUAAGGAACGUUUUGGGCAUCUCAAAUAAGUAGUAAACUACCUUGUUUUCCUAGGAAGUAGGUGAAAUUAUAGCUAAUGAAAUAAAUAGGGCUUAUUUGACAUUGGUAAAUGAAUAUAUUAAUUAAAUACAUUAAAAUUAUAAUUUCAAUUUAUUAUUUACAAUUAUUAUGGAUUUGGAAUGCAAUAAAUUUAGUUUUGGUAUUUUUGGCUAAAUUUAGAUUUACUCGUAGUUUAGACUAUUCUGCUCAAAAAUAAAGACAAGAUUAGAUCUCUACGUUGUCUUUAGGUAGAUUAAAGCAAAUAUUGGUGCUGAUUCCAGUACACACCAUCUAAUUUUAUUUUCAGAAAUAACUAUUGUAUUAUUAAAAAAAAAUUACGAGACACACAUCCAUCUUAGGCAGAAAUUUAAACAACCCUCAAUAACCCGACAGAAUUUUUUAUUAAAAUUCAUAAAUAAGUUAAAUAGAAAAAAUAAUAUGUUUUUCGUUAGAAAAAAUGAAAUGUUUUAUCUGUCUUUAUUUAGUAAUCAGAAUUUCAUAAUUUAUUUUGAACCUAAUACACGACCCAAUUAUGUUGACAACACACGUCAAACGACAUGCCUAUUUGAUCUGCCUCGGCUAUUCAUUAAUUCAAUUUAAAAUUAAAAGCUGUCAACCAUCCGUCCCUUUCUUUUUCGGUGGUUAAGAAAAUGACAGGUAUAACUUAAAAUAAAAUUAAGAUGUGUCUGCAGGAAUCAGGGUCAUUGAGUAUAAUACGAAGGGCUUGAGGGCUGGAUACUUAUAAUUCUUUCUAUUGAAAGAAUGUACUUAUGCCAAAAAUGCAAUUUGACCACCUUAAUUGAAAGCAUUUCUCACACCAGUGGCAUUGCACUUAUGUGCUACUAAAAUUCGUUUGAAUGAUUGGUGUAUUUAGUCCUCUUAGUGACUAUUUUCUGGGAUCAAAAUUUCCGAUUAUUGGUCUAAGAAAUUGGGUCUUAAAUGGUCAUGUAAUUUUAGAUUACGUUAUAAAAGUGAUUAAAAUUUAGCGCCAGUUAUCAAUAAUUUAGAAGUAGGGAAGUACUACUAUUAAUAUAUUCAAUAUACAAACAAUAUAUAUUGAAAAAUAUAAUCUAAAUAUUAUGUAUAAUUUCAAUUUUCAGUAUAUAAAAAUUAUAACUUUUCUAAAUUACAUGGUUAUUGUGGACUUCCAAACGUAUUAUAAAGAACAAUUUUGAGCAAUUUUCUAGAUAAAUAGUUAAUAAUGUUGUUUUUUAAUGUAAGUAAAUGAAAAUGUCUUCUAUAGAUAUGUGAAGUGUGAAUUUUAAUAAAGAUUUUUAUUUUUA